AUGUCUUCGUUGACUAUUGUUGGAGUGGAGGGCCGCCAAGUCAUAGUUCCUUCGGGUCUCUUCAUUCACAAUGAAUUCGUUCCGUCCGUCACUGGCCAAACAUUACGCGUGGAGAACCCUUCGACGGGCGAAGAGCUCGGAACCAUCUCGGCUGCUGGAAAAGAGGACAUUGACAAGGCAGUUGAGUCGGCCAAGGCAGGUCUGCAGGCCUGGAAGGCAGUUCCUGGGCCUGCCAAGGGUCGCUUUCUUCUGAAGGUGGCCGAUCUGAUUGAGCGUGAUGCCCAGGAUCUUGCAUCGCUCGAGGCUGUGGAUGCCGGAGUGCUCUAUACAGACUCCAUGGGAAUGAAUAUUCCACAGGCACUCGGCUGUCUUCGAUACUAUGCUGGCUGGGCUGAUAAGAUCGAUGGAAAGGUGCUCGACAUGGAAGGUGGCAUCGCCUACACUCACCGUGAGCCACUGGGUGUGUGUGCCGCCAUCGUUCCCUGGAAUGCUCCCUUAAUGAUCACAAUUUGGAAGCUAGCCCCGGCCUUGGCCACUGGUAAUGCCCUGAUCAUCAAGAGUUCGGAGAUGUCGCCGCUUUACGCCCAGCGGCUAGCACAGCUUGUGAAAGAAGCGGGCAUCCCAGCUGGUGUGGUUAAUAUUGUGACCGGCGAGGGGGCUAGCGCUGGUCAGGCUUUAUCCGAACAUAGGGAGGUGCGCAAGGUCGCUUUCACUGGCAGUGCAGUCGCAGGUCGUAAGAUUCUGCAAGCUGCGUCGCGGACCAACUUGAAGAAGGUGAGCUUGGAGUUGGGAGGUAAGGGGCCCUCGAUCGUUUUUGAUGAUUGUGAUCUCGGAAAUGCCUUGCUCUGGACCCGUAUUGGAAUUACCGCGAACAAUGGCCAGAUUUGUGCGGCUGGCUCGCGCAUCUAUGUUCAAGAGUCGAUCUACGAUCGCUUCGUGGAAGCAUAUCAGAGGGCCGCUGCCAAUGCUCCAUCCAUCGCUGGCAAUCCGCUAGAUGCUGCUACCACCAAGGGCCCUGUGGUUAACUACGCUCAGCACCAAAAGAUCUUGGAUUAUAUAAGACAGGGGAAGGAGUCUGGGGCGAGGCUGCUAUUCGGAGGCGAAAGAAUUGGCCACAAGGGAUACUUUGUUCAGAACACAGCCUUUGCUGACGUGGCGGACAACGCGACAAUCAUGCGUGAGGAGAUCUUCGGCCCCGUUGCAAGUAUUGCCAAAUUCUCCACCGAGGAAGAAGUCAUUGCCAAAGCCAACGACUCUCAUCACGGUCUGAGUGCGGCUAUUUUCACCAAUGACAUCAACCGUGCCCACCGUGUCACGAGAGCAAUCGAGUCCGGCCAAGUAACAGUGAAUGCAUGGGCGAUGCUCAGUCCCAAUGUUCCAUUCGGCGGAGUGAAGGAGAGUGGAUUCGGGCGUGACAUGGGCGAGGAUGCUAUGGAAGGCUGGACAACAGUUAAGGCAGUCAAGUAUCAUAUCCUUCCUCGCCUGUAA
Messenger RNA from Penicillium subrubescens, 1488 nucleotides. Its product is annotated as putative aldehyde dehydrogenase. Gene Ontology annotation, molecular function: aldehyde dehydrogenase (NAD+) activity. The transcript is spliced from 4 exons. Lineage: Eukaryota; Fungi; Ascomycota; Eurotiomycetes; Eurotiales; Aspergillaceae. The record is from RefSeq and is a predicted model, not a curated record. Bases 1 to 1488 code for a protein of 495 amino acids.